AUGGAAAACAUAGAAGUUGCUCGCUUCAUGCUGCAAGAAAGAGGUUGAAAUAGAGGCAGCCACAUCUCUGGAAAAUCUGUUCAUUACUAGAGAUUAGAGCAUCUCUGGUGUGAUGUCAACUGGGUUAUUGUGAGCCGCUUUUUGAACAUUUUCCUCUUUCUUGAGCACAGUGGAAUUUUAGAUCCAACAGAUGAGGUGCAUCUGUUUUGUAUUCUUCUAGUCUACAUUCCACUGAUUAAUAAUGCAAUUAACCAAUUUAUCAGUCAGGGGAAUAAUCAUCCUGUAAGCACAAAAUGCAACUUCUCUCCCAAUCAGCUCUGGAUACAAGGAAUGCUACAUUUCAGAAAUUCUAGGUAUAAGGCUGUGACAGAUGUGACUGCCAGAAAGACUGUUAAUUUAUUCAAUCAUUAUGGGAUUGAUGAAGAAGGGCCUGUACCUGACAUGCAGAGUGACUAUGCAGUUUCGGUACCUGACACAAUUACUACUCUGUCACAUAACCAAGAAUUGUCACUGCAAGAAGCUAGAGACGCAGCCUUCCAAACUGGUGAUCAUGAUGGAAUCAUAGCCUACCAAGUG
Messenger RNA from Pocillopora meandrina, 576 nucleotides. The record is from the annotation of a GenBank genome assembly. NCBI's taxonomy places the organism in Eukaryota, Metazoa, Cnidaria, Anthozoa, Scleractinia, Pocilloporidae.